Molecule: messenger RNA, 867 nt
Organism: Lichtheimia ornata
Lineage: Eukaryota; Fungi; Mucoromycota; Mucoromycetes; Mucorales; Lichtheimiaceae
Exons: 6
Coding region: 1-867 (288 amino acids)
Biological process (GO): double-strand break repair via homologous recombination; negative regulation of fatty acid biosynthetic process; positive regulation of transcription by RNA polymerase II
Cellular component (GO): plasma membrane; BRCA1-A complex; BRCA1-BARD1 complex
Molecular function (GO): ubiquitin-protein transferase activity
Source: RefSeq, a predicted model, not a curated record
AUGCGCCACAACUCGGCCUCGGUAUGCGAGGGCAAGGGGUACAAACAUUUGAAGGAGCGAAUUCAAGAUCUUGUCAAUGCUGCCGGGGCUACAGUCGAGAGCAAUCUGCCAACAGAGAACCCCACAAGCGAUACCAACGUGGAUGACACAUUACAAGAGCCCCGAAAAUCCGUUAAAGUGUGCUUUACAAACACAAGUCCGGACAUGAAAGAUGAUAUCCUCAAACGAGCAAGCGCCAACGGAUUACAUAUUGUGGUACACGAGAAAGUAAUGAAGGAUACGAUACACAUUGUUUCAAUGGUGGAUGCCGAAGGUAUUGCCAGUCGCACCGAAUCGCAUGUAUUGGAAAUUACCCUCUCAAAACAUGUGGUGUCUACACAAUGGCUCGAAGAGAGCAUUACUCAGAAGACAUUUACCAAGGAGAACAAUUUCAUGGUCACCGGUGAUCAUAUUGCCGGCGCCACUGGUGCACCACAACGAGCUUUGGAGAUGAAGGGAAAGCUUUUGGAAGGAUUGGGGAUAAUUCUUUCUUUGGAGAGGAUGAAUGAGGACAACUAUGAGCCUGGACUCUACGUAAGUGAUAUCCUUCCUUGCCAUGGAUCGAACUGGCCUUGCGUGAUUCGUGCAGUGAUUUUUCAAGAACAAGGGAUCCCCGGACGUUGCUCGUAUGGCAUUGAAGGGGAAGGGUAUAAAUCUUUGAAGGAGAAACUACAAGACCUAUGCAAUGCUGCGGGAGGCACAGUGGAGCGGAAUUUACCAAAAACCCAGAAUAAGACAAGUGAUUCCAACUUCGACGAGAAGCAAGUAACCACGUUAUCCGAACCAGUGUUUUUGAUACCUACAACCGAACUUCGCAACACUUUAUAA